AUGCAGACAAAGUUGGAAUUUACAGAGAUUUUUAAAGCGCACGCCAGAAACAGAGGUUGGGGUAUCCUCAGUGGUGUGCUUCAGAACCAACUCUUCCAACAAUUUUUAAAGCUUAGCGCUUGCUGCGGGAUUUUGCCGAUGAGGAUAUACUGGCUGCUACUCUUUGAGGCCUGGCAAAGUCUUGCGCGGCCAGAGCAUGUGGUAGUGCUGCCUCAAGGUGCUAUCGGUCUCUCCACACGCGGCAAAGCUCUGCGUGUUCGAGUGACUUCAUCGCUUCAGCCCACGGAGGUUGAGGACGAGCCCAGAGAGGUGCUGCCGGCUGAAGCAGAUGCGACCUUUCGCAUUUUCAAGGGCGAGGAAGAGGGUAUUGAAGUCGAUGGAGUUGGAGCUGUCUCCGUUCUUCGGCCGGGAGGUCACAUCCCCCGGCUGCGGCUGCGUGACUCGCAGGGGCACCUGCUGACUGAGAGCAGCUUGAGCUGCGGACAGCUGCUGAACCGAAGAGCACAGGGCGGACGUGUGCUCCUUCAAAAGCCCUUGGAUGCAGGAGCCUGUUGCGAAGCCUGCCAAGCCAAUGCUUCCUGCACAGAUUGGUCAAUUAGCAAAGGGAGCUGUGUGCUCCUACAAGAUGCUGAAGGUUGGACGCCCGAAGAAGGCGCCAUAGCAGGAAGGUCGCAGGGUCUUCUGCUUUUCAACAGCUCGGGGCGCCUCUACGGGCGCGGAGCCGGGCCUCAGGAUGCGUUGCAGCUGCUGGCGGAGGGGUCACCGGUGUCCUUGGCGAACCGAGCCUCUUAUGUGCCCUACUUCUACAGCAGAGAUGGCUAUGCAGCAUUGGGACAUAGCAAUGUGACCCACUUCAACCGCAUGGCCGCCAGGUAUUUCUCAACCGGCCAGCAGCUGGCUUGGGCGUUUGAGGGCGCUUUCCAGUUGUACCUCAUGCCUGCUGCCUCCCUUUCACGAGGUACGAAAGCAUAUUACGCUCUGACGGGACGACCUGCACUGCCGCCCAGGCACAUCCUGGGAUUUAUGGCCUGUCGAUGGGGAUGGAAAGAUCAGAGGCAUUUGGAAGAGACUUUGGAGCAGUUUCGGACCGGAGGCUUCCCCCUGGACUCGGUGAUUUUGGAUUUUGAGUGGUUUGCCAACACCUCGGACUACGGCUUCAGAGACUCCGGGGAGUCCUGGUAUGAGGAUUUUGGCUGGAACCCUCAGCUCUUUUCAGCGCCAACUCAGCAACUGAAGAAGUAUUUGGAGGAGCAGCAGGUGCAUGUGGCGGGGAUCCGAAAGCCACGGCUGGGGAACCGGAAGCUGUUGAACUUGGCGAAAGAGAAAGGAUGGCUAUCUCUGAAAGCUUCCGGCCGAGGUGGUCCCGAAAACUACGCUGAUGGACGCUGGCUGCGCUUUUCGGAUCCCCAGCUGCGGCGCUGGUAUGCACAGCAGAUGCGGCACUAUCUCGACAGCGGCAUCUCAUACUGGUGGAACGAUGAGGGUGAAAACUUCUACUACACCUAUCAUGACUGGAACCUUGCAGAGCUGGAACUACACCAGAGCCACCAGGGCCGCGCCACGUCGCGAUUCUUCUCGCUGAACCGUGCCUUCACACCGGGCAUGGCGCGGCUGGGCGCUGCAGUGUGGACGGGUGAUGUGAGCGCGAGCUGGGAGGACCUGAGAAGGACCCCGGGCAUGAUGUUAAACUGGGCACUGGCCGGAGCGCCCUAUGUGGCUUGCGACAUUGGAGGUUUUAUUGGCAACGCCUCGUCCCAGUUGCUGGCCCGAUGGUACCAGGCCAGGAAUGGGCCACAGAGAAACAAAAAAUUGGGUAGGUGGUGA
Molecule: messenger RNA, 1824 nt
Organism: Cladocopium goreaui
Lineage: Eukaryota; Dinophyceae; Suessiales; Symbiodiniaceae
Source: the annotation of a GenBank genome assembly